AAUAGGCUUCAAGUGUCUUAAUCUCAGUACCGUUGAAUAUUUCACCCUAAGUAGACGCACAAUCCUAGCAGCCCUUUGCUUUCUCGAAUCAAAUCCGACCAAACACAAACACACCAUGGCUUUCUACGAUCCGGAGCGCAAACAGUGGCAAGGAAAGACGCAACCCAGCAUCCUCAACCCGGAGGCAAACAUUGGGCAGAUUGUGUGGAAUCUUCUAUCGCGAGCUCCGGACAAAGUGAUCCAAAUCAAUGCCGAUGAGGAUAGCUACAUGACUUGCGCCGAAAUGAAACGCCGUAUCGUUCGGAUUGCGAUGAAUUUGCAGUCGAUGGGGUGCAGUCGCGGGGAUAUUGUUUCGUUGGUUUGUACCAACGGUGAAAACGUGGUUCCAAUUUAUGUCGGGUGCUUGACGAUCGGUUUGGUGGUAAAUUCGCUGGCGCCGGUGUUCAAUAAGGACGAUCUGGCGCACAUGAUGCGUCAAACGCAAUCAAGGGUAGUGUUUUGCGAUAAAGAAAACCGAGAGAUUGUUGAGCAGGCAGCUGGGGAGGCAAUCGCUAAGAAGCCGAUGAUCUUUGUGACGGGGAAUAGUGUAGGAGAAGCGUUAUCGGUUGAUGUUCUUUUGAGGUCAGUUAAGGGCGAAGAACAGUUCGUACCGAAGUAUCUGGGUGAUUCUCGAAAACUGUUAGCUAUUAUUCUGUGCUCAUCGGGUACAACCGGACUUCCUAAGGGAGUGUGUUUAUCUCAUGCUCAUCUGAUUGAAAACGAUAUGUUUGCGGAACAACUGAACGCAGGACCGAUAUUCAACUUCAGUGCACUGUUCUGGGCAACCGGGAUGUUUGCUGUGCUGACGUCGCUUUAUUAUCAACGUCCUCGAGUUAUCACCCGAAAACCAUUCAACGAAGAAAUUGUUAUUGAUGCGAUUGAGAAAUACAAAGUGGAGGACAUAUUCACUCCUCCAUCUUACAUUGCGUUGCUGGUAAACCACCCCCGUUUUGCGAAGGCUGAUUUCAGUAGCGUUAAAAGGUGGACUAUGGGAGGUGCUAUCGUGUCAGAAGAGUUACGAGUCAAACUGGCAAAUCGGCUGCCGUAUGGGAAAACCAAGUCCGUCUAUGGAACGUCAGAAAUCGGAAUCGUUACAGCGGCAGAUACGCCGUGUGUUCCCGGAGCAGUUGGUACGUUGGUUUCAAAUUUGGAAGCUAAGAUAGUUGACGAGUGCGAUCGGAGAUUAGGCCCCAUGGAAAAAGGAGAAAUACGUUUGAAAUUCAAGCAUAAGAUUUUGGGUUACCUCAACAAUGAGCAAGCAACGAAGGAAGCAUUCGAUGCGGAAGAUUUCUUCAAAACCGGUGACAUUGGAUAUUUCGAUCAGCAUGGUCAACUUUUCGUAAUCGAUCGAAUUAAGGACAUCAUCAAGUAUAACAAUUAUCAAGUUUCGCCGUCGGACCUGGAAUCCGUCAUCGAGAAGAUCGAUGGAGUGAAACAAGUUUGUGUAACAGGGGUACCACUGCAGGAUAAAACAUCGGACUUAGUGACGGCCGUUGUCGUUCGAAAGCAAGAAUCGACGCUAACCGAAGAACAGCUCUUGGAGGCCGUUAAUAAUCAAGUUAGUGACUACAAACAGAUACGGGGUGGAGUGUAUUUCGUGGAUCGACUGCCUACUUCAGCUGCUGGAAAAGUUCUCAGACGUGCCGUGAAAGAGAUGGUAAUUUAUAGGGUUGGUGUUAAGUGAAGUCAGACUUUAAAUAUUAAUUUCUGUUUUUAAAUUUCAUUACUCAAAUGUCUCAUCGAGUAAUCAUGUUUAGUCUGCCGUAAUCUGGAAAAGUGACGUAUAAGUCAAAUUAAAACAUUUUCAUUUUUCUGUUAAAGAAUUCGAUGAGUACUACUCAGAGAUUGAACUCAUCAUUUCAUUAUCAUUUAGUAUUUAGCCAAUCACUCAUUCCAUUGGCUGAUUUCCGAAAAGUUCAAUCCCUAGUAUGUACUACUAGUUAACAUCAGUUUUGGAAAAUGGCGUAUUCGUCACUUCCCAGACUAUGGCAGCAAGUAUGUUAUCGAUCAUUUAGUAAUUCGCGUUCGAUCAUAUAGUAGUUUGUCAAUAACUCAUUCCAGAAGCUUUAUUUCAAAAUAUGUUGUAUGGUGGACUUCUAGUACGAAGGUUUUUCUGCAACUCUGUCUUAUGGUUCUUUGUUUGAAUUCCACUAGUAACGGAGUUAUAACUAUAGUUUCAAUAACUUAGACUAAAUGAUAACAAAAUUCCAAUCAUUUAGUUUAGGUUACUGCAACUAGCGCUAUAACUACGUUAUUAGUUGAAUUCUAACAACGAACCAUUAGGCAGAGUUAUAUAAAAACCAUCGCACUAGAAGUCCAUCAUACAACACAGUUUGAAAUUCAGCUUCUGGAAUGAGUUAUUGACAAACUACUAAAUGAACAAAAGUGAAUUACUAAAUGAUCAAUAACAUCCUUGUAUGGCAGUAGUGCAGUCUUUGACCAUAGAUAAAAAUAUUAUACGACUACGGUUACGCCAAUGAUAAUUGUGUCUGGCUGUAACUGUAAAGGGUUUGAGUUCAAUUCCAGUCGGCGCUGUUGGAAUUUUCUAUAGUUAGGCCUGUGUCAAUCACAAUAUCAACAACAUUGAGCCUGUCCCCACCAUUGAAACGCAGCAAGUCAAAAUUGUAUCAGAAACGAUUAGUUAUAGGGAUGUAGCAACUUAACUUUAACAAAAAACUGUCCACGCUCGUGCGAAGAAAAGAAUGUAUGAUAUUGUUCAUGUUUAGAAAUUAGAGGCGUGACCCGUGCCUUUUUGAUGCUUUCUAUUAUUGUUGAUAAGGAAAAAAGUAAAUCAGUAAAUAAAAACAAAAUGAAGAAA
Armigeres subalbatus is the source of this 2857-nucleotide messenger RNA. RefSeq lists its product as uncharacterized. Gene Ontology annotation, biological process: fatty-acyl-CoA biosynthetic process; long-chain fatty acid metabolic process. The record is from RefSeq and is a predicted model, not a curated record. Gene Ontology annotation, molecular function: long-chain fatty acid-CoA ligase activity. The coding region runs from base 116 to 1723 and encodes 535 amino acids. The transcript is spliced from 3 exons. Lineage: Eukaryota; Metazoa; Arthropoda; Insecta; Diptera; Culicidae.